AUGGAUGCCGAAGCUUCAACAUCUCCACUUGAGCUUGAGCGUUCCAUAUCACAAGCGUCUGUCCACUCGACCAAAUCGCAGAGAUCGGCGACGGUGCGCGCAACCAGCAGGAGAAGAGGGAAGCUGACAUCACAACCUUCCAGCUCUGCGGCCUCGAUCGCCGAAUCUGACAAAUCCCUCGUCUCGUUCCCGAGCUUCUCUCCCGUGUCUCCGCGCGACGAAGGGCCAAGCACCCCGUCCUCGCCGUCGCCCGCCCCAGUUGGGGACGGCGCUGACGAGUCCACUCCGAGCGCUGCCACGUCGUACAUCCAGCCGCCGACACCGCAGGAAGAUGCCCCCACGCGCCCUGCGGCCAUCGUCGAGACGCUCCUGACCGCAGACAAGCCCCUACUCUCCUCGACCCGACCGCGCACCGCCCUCUUCGAGGAUGACGCACCCGUGUUUCAGCAGAACCUGCCUGGUGCGCUGCAUGUGGCAGACGAUGCGCACAUCAAGCGGCUCAUCGAGCGGCAUGGCGCCCUGGGGCUGGUGCGUUCCAUAGCGGAGGACCUGGCCGCGCGCGACGCGCAGAUCACCGCGUUACGACGGCGGUCCGAUGAACGCGAGAGGGCUCUGCGAAAGAUCAUACUAGAAUGCGGGCUGUCCAACAUGGACCUCGAGACGAGGCUGAAGGCCAUCGAGCGCGAAGCCAGGAGCUCGGGAGCCAGGAAGGGCGGUGUGGAGGAGCUAGUCGAAGACGCAAUGGCUGAAGACUUUGUGCACAGCUCAGGGCUGUUCGUGGAAGAGAACGGGGCCACUAUUCGGGCUAGGAAUACGUCGAAUGUGUCAGACGCCGACAAUAAGGCCACAUCAAAGGGCUGGAAGGAGUACCUCUGGGGCAUGAACAAGAACACGAGCAGCAGAGCAAGUAGUGUCAACGGUGACAAUGGGAAACAGACAGUCAUCAAGGCACCAGCGCCCGACCGGAGGCCAACUAUACAAGAAGACUUGUUCAGUCCGCCGGAGCAGGCGUCAGUCAGGAGCUCGAGCCGGGCUUCCAGCAUCCACUCUGUGAGUGCCAAUAGGAAGACGUCGUUGGCGAGUUCUGUGCUGCGGAUGGUUGCUGGCGGCGGGGCUUCUACGGGACGAGACCCUGAGUCCAGAGGACGAGCCAACAGUUCCAAUGCAGGAGGGUCACUAAGGACGCCAUCCGCCUCGAGCGCCAGGACGAAUGCCUCUGCUAGAGCUGUAUCCAACCAGGGAGGCCCUAAAGGGGCUUUGGCAGCCAUGCGCCGCACGGCUACGCAACAUAACAUACAGACCGUGUCUUCGGCACGGAGCCAGCCGCAAGAAAGAUGGGACACGAUGGCUUCAGAUCCAUCAGGUGAACUAGCUGCACGUCCAGAGUCAUACGGGCCUGUGGAGAUGGACAGCAUUCUGCCACCUGAGGAACAGCCGCCGACUCUCACGAGACUUUACAACAACUACGCCGGCUCGGAGUACUUGACUGACCGGUUCGGGUUUAUUUACGAUCAGAGACGGAAAAAGAGGCAACGCGAGGCUCAGCAGGUGGCCAGGCAAUUCAAGAGAGGCAGUCGUACUGAAAUGCUCACCAACGGCAGGGCGAACAUAUCGCCCGUAUCCGCGGAAGACGGUGGCAGCGUCAAGUGGGAUGCUUGGAGCGACGAUCGACCGAGCACGCCGUCUUCGGCAGAGGAGGCUCGGGAUGAGAGCAGACCUAAGAGGUGGCAGGAUUAUCUGAAGAUCGCGACAUUCCCCACGGAGCUGCUGUCACACACGCCGUCCAUUAGUGCGCCCACGAUUGAGGUUUUGGAGGGUGCUGAAUUACCGCCGCCUCGGUCUCCUGGCUUAAUCGCCGCUGAGGACGACCGCGGAUUCAUACCACCCGCGAUCACCGCCACGGCAGCUGUGAGUGAGGAGCCGGCUACCGUGGUGGAAGAGCCAGCGUCAGGCACCCUUGUCAAGGAGGAUGCCGAGCCGGUCAGAAUCUUACUCCAGCAGCUAAGCGAAGUACACGAUGGCCUGCAGCGGGAGAAGACGAUCAGGUGGAAUGACUUCCUGCGCAAGGUCAGAGCGGAGAGGCGCCGGGAAGGCGAAGCUGCUAAUGCAUCAGCCGCAGAAGCUGCCGCGGCACGUUUUCAGAAGGCCACGGCCAUGAUGCCGGAGGCCCGAGUCGCCGAUGGCGAGCUGAUUGGCGUUGCCAACUGGGCGAACAAGGGCAAGGUCGGCCGGGCGAAGUGGAAUGAAUUCAACCGCCUUGUUCUUGGUGGUAUACCAGUCUUGAUAAGAUCCAAGAUCUGGGCCGAGUGCUCGGGCGCGCUUAACAUGCGCAUCCCGGGCUACUACGACGACCUGGUCAACCGCGCUGAGUUGGACGACAAUCCGGAAGUGGCACAGCAGAUCCGCGCUGACAUAAACCGAACCCUGACUGACAAUAUCUUCUUCCGGAAGGGACCGGGUGUGCAGAAGCUGAACGAGGUGCUGCUGGCAUACUCUCGCCGCAAUCCAGAGGUUGGUUACUGCCAGGGCAUGAACCUGAUCACCGCCAACCUCCUUCUUAUCAUGCCCUCGGCCGAAGAGGCCUUCUGGAUCCUGGUCUGCAUCAUCGAGAAGAUCCUCCCCUCGGGUUAUUACGACCACAGCCUGCUGGCCUCCCGCGCUGAUCAACAAGUUCUACGUGGCUACGUGGCAGAGGUCCUGCCGCGGCUCUCGGCACACUUUGACGAGCUAGGCAUCGCCCUCGAGACGAUGACGUUCCAGUGGUUCCUCUCCGUCUUCACCGAUUGCCUGUCGGCCGAGGCGCUCUUCCGAGUCUGGGACGUGGUGUUGUGCUUUGGCGACGGCAGCACGUUCCUGUUCCAGGUCGCGCUGGCCCUGCUCAAGCUCAACGAGCAGCAGCUCCUCGGUUGCGAUAGCCCCGCGGCUGUGUAUACGUACAUCAACCACCAGAUGACGAACCAUGCCAUCAGCAUCGAUGGUCUGCUCCAGGCCAGCGAGGGCCUGAGGAGGGUAGUCAAGCGCGAGGACGUCGACGGGCGGAGGGAGAAGGCUAUCGAGGCGGAGCAGGAGCUGGUGCGACAGCGGGAGGAGAGGCUGAGGGCUUAUAAAGAGAGGAAGGCCGCGGCUGCCUCGGCGUCGGCUGUGGUGGACAAGGCUGUGGAGGCCCAGCCCGCCGCGCCGGAAAGCGAGGAGACGGCCACGAGCGAGACGGUGACCGCUGACAACUCGGCUCAGGAUCCCGCCGUUCAGGAGCCGGCGCCGAUCGAGGAAGAAGCCGGCUAA
Messenger RNA from Diaporthe amygdali, 3282 nucleotides. RefSeq names its product TBC domain-containing protein. The record is from RefSeq and is a predicted model, not a curated record. Lineage: Eukaryota; Fungi; Ascomycota; Sordariomycetes; Diaporthales; Diaporthaceae. Bases 1 to 3282 code for a protein of 1093 amino acids. The transcript has a single exon.